Sceloporus undulatus (fence lizard) is the source of this 1882-nucleotide messenger RNA. RefSeq names its product E3 ubiquitin-protein ligase TRIM39-like. Gene Ontology annotation, molecular function: protein binding; zinc ion binding. The record is from RefSeq and is a predicted model, not a curated record. NCBI's taxonomy places the organism in Eukaryota, Metazoa, Chordata, Lepidosauria, Squamata, Phrynosomatidae.
CCUUCCUUCUGCUUUCUGUUUCAUUUGUUCUACUCCAGCUUUGUUUCCCUUCCCUUCCUUGCAAGCUCCUUCCUUUGCCCCAUGGCUGCUGCUGGUGGACGCAUGGAUCCCCUGGAGGAAGCCAUUUGCUCCAUCUGCCUGGAUCCCUUUCAGGACCCAGUGAUGAUCACCAGCUGUGGGCACAACUUCUGCAGAGCCUGCAUCACUCAGUGCCAGUGCCUUUGCCCCCAGUGCAGGACCAGGUUCCCCCCCAGCAGCCUCAGGCCCAACAGGGAGCUGGGGAAUGUGGUGCAGGCACUCCUCCAGCUCAAGCUGAGGAGCCUCCAGGAUUCGAACCCAGACCCCAGGAGGAUGUGCAAGAAGCACCAGGAAGUGGCCAAGCUCUUCUGCCUGGAGGACAAAGCCCUCCUCUGCCUGGUCUGCAGGGAGUCCAGGGCCCACAAGACACACUCUGCUCUCCCCAUAGAGGAGGCAGCCCAGGAGUACCAAUAUGAAAUUGAAAAUUUCCUGAAAAUACUGACAGAUAUAAAAGAGAAAACCCUGAAGGCAAAAUCAUGUCAUGAGAAAAAAAUUCAGCAACUGAAGAGAGAUGUGGGAUAUGCCUGGCAGCGCAUUGCAUUCAGAUUUCCAAAGCAAGAAGCCAAGACUUUGGUGCCCCUGCUAGACACAUGCGAAACCAAAAUGGAUCAGAUUGUUGACUUUGCGGAGCGUGGUCCCUGCCUGACCAAGUUGAUUGGUGAGAUAGAAGACAAGUGUGGGCAGACAUCCUUCGCAUUCUUGCAGGACAUUGGUGAUUUACUGAGCAGAUGUGAGAAAGAAAUAGAAAAACCCAGACCCAAUCUGAAUGAGAUAAUUAGAUUCGUCACCGAACAAAUGAAGCUGGUUCACACCAAGUUGGCUCAAUUUCCAGAGAAACCAUCAAAGCCAACAUGGAUAAAAGAAAACGUGAUGCUGGAUCCAGAAACAGCCCAUCAUCGGUACAUCGUGUCUCAAGAUCUGAAAAGUGUACAUUGGGCAAAAAGCCGUCAGGAUCUGCCCUACAGUUCCAAAAGAUUUGAGGGUACUCGCUGUGUGCUUGGAAGGAAGGGCUUCACCUCAGGAAAACAUUAUUGGAUAGUGGAUGUAGAGAGUGAAGGAUACUGGGCAGUAGGUGUAGCCCAAGGAUCUGUGGACAGGGAGGAGAAACUUGAUAUUGAACCAGAUUCGGGAAUCUGGGCUCUGGCACGUUAUAAUGAUCAGUACAAAGGUCUUACAUCACCACCUACCCUUCUGGAUCUAAACUAUUAUCCAGUAGAGAUCCGGGUGUAUCUGAACUAUGAUGAUGGAACAGUGGAUUUUUAUGAUGAAGAUAUGACCCGUCUCUUUAUUUUCCAGUCAAUUGAUUUUCAAGGGGACGAAGUCUUCCCUUUUUUCCGGAUUUUUAAGCCAUCGUCUUCUCUACGCCUAUGUUAAAUGUAAAAUGUGGAUUGCGUUUGUUGUGCUGGAUACCCAGCUAUGCCCAGCUGGAAGUUCUGAACAGGACACACCUAUUCAUUCUGUCUUAAGAUACCUUCGCAGGCUGGCACUUCCACUCCAUUAUGAUAUCUCUGUUUUUCCCUUCAACAUAAGAGCAAGGUGCAUUGAGCUCCCUGCACUGAUUUUUUAAUCAAAUAUAGCAGAGUAGUGUUGAGUAGGUUUUACUGCAAGAAAACUCUUGUAUUGUGAAAGUAAUGAGGUUUCUCUGGGGAAAAGUGAAAUAUGCAUCCAAUAAAUCAUAGAAAAAGGAACCAUAGCUAGAAAUAAACCAAUCAAGUGCAAGCAAAAACUGGCAAAGCAAUCGAACAAAUGUAACAAGUUCUGUAUUAACUAAAAGUCAAAGGAGAUUAAAUGAAAUAAAAAUGGA